This is a messenger RNA of Ostertagia ostertagi, 735 nucleotides long. Lineage: Eukaryota; Metazoa; Nematoda; Chromadorea; Rhabditida; Trichostrongylidae. The record is from the annotation of a GenBank genome assembly.
AUGAGCAGCGACGAAAGUGCGAUACCGCUUUCAAAUGGAUUGCACCAACAACGUGAGAAGGAUCAGCCCUUGGCUGGCAGAGAAGUAGAUAAACCGGAGAAGGCAGAGUCUGAUCUUCGAUUUUGGGACUUUCCUGUGACGGAUAUCGUCGAAGUACGGUCUGGGUACAGUACUGACAAUCUGCACAAAGCUGCAAAGAAGUACGAAUUUCAGGAAGCAGCACCGGAAGCCACUUGUUUCUCUGUGAUAUUUAGUCAUGCCAAGUUUCUGCACAAAUCAGUGGAUUUUGCGGCCAAUAAGAAGCAGGAUCGCGAUCGAUGGGUUUCCGCAUUAACGUACCUCAUCUCAAAGGUCAGGGAGCAAAGGGCUCACUUCAACGAGCAAACAAGUUUCCGCGAGGCUGAUACCAACAAAAAUGGUACACUUUCAUUCAAUGAGCUGUGGUCUUUGCUCAAGAAAAUGAAUCUGGAAAUCAGCGAAAAGUACGCUAGGGCCAUGUUUAGGGAAGCCGAAGAGAAAUCGACUCGUGACGGCGUGUUGGACGAGAACGAGUUUCUCAGGUUUUUCGAUUGUCUGACAGAACGUCCCGAGCUGCACCAUGUGCUGCGCAUGGCGAGCAGCGAAGGAGUGGAAGGCGUGACAGUGGCCGAUCUGCAGAAGUUCCUCACGGAAGAACAAGACGUGAGUGGCCAAAUACCAAACCUACCUAGAGUUUACCCGACUGCUCACGAUCAC